Epinephelus fuscoguttatus (brown-marbled grouper) is the source of this 2940-nucleotide messenger RNA. RefSeq names its product cilia and flagella associated protein 97 (gene cfap97). Bases 189 to 1703 code for a protein of 504 amino acids. Gene Ontology annotation, biological process: spermatogenesis. Lineage: Eukaryota; Metazoa; Chordata; Actinopteri; Perciformes; Serranidae. The transcript is spliced from 5 exons. The record is from RefSeq and is a predicted model, not a curated record.
GGCACCAUGUCACGCUGACAGCAGCCAGCUGGAGCCGCUAAAGGAGAUUUUGUUUUGCUUCUAACGCAGCUUUGCGUUUCAUUUAUUCGUCUUUUCAACGGAAUACAUCCUCUCCAAAGACUUAAAUGCAACUGUAACGUGAAACACUGUUUACCGGAAGCCCCUCCGCCAGGUCCAGCGUGUUGGCAAUGUCUGCCAUGUUCAGCCCAGGUGAACUAGAAGGUGAAGUGGAUCAUUCGUUUUUCGACAGUGACUGUGAUGAACGCAGCGUCAGUAAAGAUGGAGGGGGAAAGGAGCGCCUACCACCACAUGAGAGCCUACUUGCAAAACAGACAGAAAACACAAAAGGUGGCUUGUCCCCGAGGACUGAUGGGCCAAAAAAACAUGUGACAGCAGCUGACAACAACAGUAGCAGCAGAGCAGAAAGGAAGAAGGACAUCUGUCAGUCAAAGGAAGAAGACAGGAGCAGGGUGUCUGGCGUAUCUGUUGCAUGUGCAUCAGAAAAGGUCAUCAGUAAUAGCAGUGAUAGUGAGGCAGACUCUAAUAUGCACUCUAACAGGUCCAAAGGAACACUCAUGGCUUUGUUGACUGAGGCCAGAGAGUUUGAUUAUAAAGAUGUGUAUAGUCAGAGUCCAAAUGAGUCUGAAGAGGAAACACCACCAUCCAAACACUCAGGCUCAAAAGGGAGAAAUAAACAGUCUCCUAAAAAACUGAUAAGAAGUCGGCGCACCCGAACGCCAUCCCCCACCUCAACCGAGAGUAGCGUAGACGCAGACUCGGAGCACUCCUGUAGCAGUAGCAAUGGGAGAGGCAGUUGUGAUUCCCCCGUCUUUCACAGGGCCAACAAACCACCAUCUCCUGGAGUGAGAAGGACCAGAGUGGGCUCAACAGGAUCUCAGGAGGGGCCUAUUGGCCGUACAGAGGAGUCAGAGGAUACAGUGACAGAUGUGAGCCCCCUCUCUUCUUCUGACUUUAGCCCUCUCCAGUCGUUGGACCUGAACAACACAGAGGCAGAAGAGGGUAGCUUGAAAGAGCAGCAGCAGCAGCAGCAGCAGCAGCAGCAGGAAAGAGUGCCCUCCAGUGGCCUCAGCAGCAUACAUCAAGAUGAGGACUCAGAUCAAGAUGUAGACGACUGCUCCCUCAGUUCAGAGAGUCAGCUUGGAGGUAAACUGGUCUUGCGCUAUCCUGGAGGGAGGAACAGGAAGAACUACUCAUUCACUAACGAUGAGGUCCGACGCAUAGAUCGCGAGAACCAGCGUCUUCUUCGGGAGCUGUCCCGCCAUUCUCCAGGGCCCAGACCAGGAAGUACAGCAAGAAAGAAACCCCACGUGGCCAGCAAGUCGCCUCAUAAUCGCCUCUCUCACAGCGCUCUUAACAGACAGCGGGAACAGCAACGCAUCGAGAGGGAGAACCUGGCUUUCCUGAAGAGGCUGGAGUCCGUCAAGCCUACACCUGGCCUAAAGCGCUCAGAGCAACUGGAAGACUAUCAACGACACAUGGGAUACCUGGGAGCUCCUUCGUACACUGUCUGUAUGUCCACCACUAAUAAAGAGAGGCCUUCCAGUAAGACACCCUCAGCAGGACCCAGGCCAGCCAGUUCUGCCCACCACAGCUCCAGAGCAGUUUCCAGCACCUCUGACUCCGGCAAAACACCCGCACCUAGGUCAAAAAAACUAAGUGCACCGCGACCGGCCUGGUGCUGAAAAAACACUGCCAUUUUCAACGAAGCACAUCGCUAGUUCCCUUUAGUGACAUCUGUUGGUGUCCAUCCAUCACAAACGGUUACGUUUUAAAGGUAUGAAGCUUAAAGCAGCUUUUACAUGCAUGACUUCACCUGGCUUUUACUUACCUAAAUCAGCUAUUCAGUGAUUUGUGUCGUCAUGGUUAUCAGAUAAAAUGAAGGUGGACUUCUUUCAUUUUGAUGCUGAAAUAUAGCAAAUGGUCAGCUCAGACCUACUAUAAUGCAUUCCAACAGUUCAGUUGUGGCUUCUGAAUACUGCAGUAGCUCUACACGACAGUUAUCUAGCUGUAUAUUUGUAAGGAAUAUGCUCUAUACUUCAGCAGCCAUAUUGAAAUUACAGACAAUUAACUGUUUAUGUGAGAGACCUUACCAUUAAAUCUGCAUUUUAUUUUUUGUUUGCCCUCGUUUCUCGUAUUUGUACAAUUUAUGAUGCACUAGAGAAUGAUGUAGAUGGAAUAGAUGAAAUAUUAUUUUGGGUUAUGUAUAUUAUGUGCCUUAUUAAAUAAAGCUGCUUGUUCCAAUAGUUAGAGGUGUGCUGUUUUACAACUGGUGGACAGAAAAUCUUUUUUUAAUGCGUUCUCUCCUAAAACAUUCUUGAGUACAUGCCACAAUCGGUGGCCAGGGGAGUGGUUGUAUAUGAAACUACUCAAUAUUUCUGUGGUGCUUGUGACUUUGAAUAUUGCACAUUAUCAAACGGUUCUUUGCAAAACCAAAACUGCUGUGAUACAAACCUCUCAGACUUUAUGGUUAUCGUUUGUCAGCAGUGGAGGUGUCAGAGUACAACUGGUGAAAUCCCAUGUAUGAACCAAUAUUUGCCACAAACUACCAUACCACAAGUAAAAAUCAGAGCGAUGAUGUCACUUUAUAAUAUAAAGACAGAAUCCUAAUUACUGUGUUUUACCUGCAGUGUGUUCUUAAAAAAGCUUUUUCAUUGAAGACAUUUGACAUGUCACAGAAGGAAAAGCACAGGUGUGAAUAAUAAAAUGAAUGACAGCUGAAUUCUGUUUUACUGCUCCAGUUUUAGGGUCCUGGUGUUUUGCGUGGUGCCUCAGUGUCACAUGAUCAUGGCUCUCUUACACUAAACAGAACAACGGUUAGUACCAUUAGUGACACCAGUACUUGUUUCAUCCUACUGGUAAGGCAAAAUAUCUGCUUUGAAAAAGGCCUGUUAAACUGCAGAUGACAGGUUGCCAUGUCAG